Messenger RNA from Oreochromis niloticus (Nile tilapia), 1730 nucleotides. RefSeq lists its product as uncharacterized. NCBI's taxonomy places the organism in Eukaryota, Metazoa, Chordata, Actinopteri, Cichliformes, Cichlidae. The record is from RefSeq and is a predicted model, not a curated record. Bases 68 to 1210 code for a protein of 380 amino acids. The transcript has 2 exons.
UGGACCAGAAUUAACGAACAGCCUGAUAGGUGUUCUCUGCCGCUUUCGCAAGGGACAAGUUGCUAUAAUGUGUGAUAUUGAGCGUAUGUUCCAUCAGUUUCACGUCAAAGCAGAGGACCAGGACUACUUGAGAUUUCUCUGGUGGGACGAUGGAAACUUCCAGGCUCAAUCAUCAGUCUAUCGCAUGCGAGUGCACCUAUUUGGAGCUGCCUCUUCCCCUGGUUGUGCAAACUUUGGCUUGAAACAUGUUGCUGCCCAAGGACAUGGUCACUACAGUGAAACCACGAUUCAGUUCAUUGAACGGAACUUUUACGUGGAUGAUGGGCUCACAAGUGUCGCAACCAAGGAGGAAGCCAUCAAGUUAGUAAAGGAAGCAAGGCAACUCUGCAGUGCUGGCAAACUGCGAAUUCACAAAUUCAUUUCCAACAAUCAUGAAGUACUUGCAUCCAUUCCAGAGAGUGAACGUGCAGAUUCAGUACGAAAUCGUGACUUGGAUCUUGGUGAGUCCCAAAUUGAGAGAGCUCUGGGAAUCAAAUGGUGCAUUGUUUCAGACCAGUUCCAUUUUAGAGUGAUUGUGGAAGAACGCCCACUUUCUAGAAGAGGAGUCUUAUCAACUGUGGCAUCCAUCUAUGACCCUCUUGGCUUUGUGGCACCAUUUGUUCUGGUUGGAAAGCAAAUACUCCAACAGAUGUGUCAAGACAAGGUUGGAUGGGAUGAGCCACUGUCAGAAGAGCUCAAACCACGGUGGGAGUCUUGGCUGUUGAAUGAUCCCACUGGUCCACAGCCUCUUACGCCAAAUCACAUCCUGACCAUGAAGUCUUCAGUGGUUUUACCACCACCUGGUGAGUUUGUGAAGGAAGACCUUUAUCUUCGAAAAAGAUGGCGCAAGGUGCAAUACCUGGCCAAUGAAUUUUGGACCAGAUGGAAAAGGGAAUAUUUGCUGAAUCUUCAGCAGAGAGGAAAAUGGUGCAAAACACAGAGAAAUGCCAAGAUCAAUGACAUUGUGAUGCUGAUGGAUAAUAGUCUACCCAGAAAUGAGUGGAAGUUGGCCAAGGUAACCAAGGUGUACCCUAGUGAGGAUGGAAUCAUUAGGAAACUCGAGCUGCUAAUCAGUGAUGCGACAUUGGAUGACCAAGGAAAAAGAGUUAAUAAGCCAGUGUAUCUUGAGAGACCCAUCCACAAAACAGUUACCCUACUUGAAGCUGAAUAGUUCAGAACUCCUGUCUUUGUAACUUGUGUUUGGCCCAAGAGACUAUUUACACUUAUUUUUUUCCUUUGCAAUGAGGUUCAGCUGAAAAUCAGCAGUGAUUUGGUGGGAGUGUGGCUGCCGUCAGCAGCAGUCAUGCAGUUAAAGAUAAUUUCAUGGUUUAAGUUGCAAUAAAUAAGUUAAAAAUAUUUUAUUUUAAUAUAUCAGAUUUAAUGUAUACAUCGUUGGGUUUAAAAAUACACAUUUAAAUGGUUUACAGAAUGUUUCCAGGGUGGAACCAAUGUUCAGUCUGUUGUUUUGGGGUUGACAGUAUUUUCAGUUGCACGCCACACUUGAUAGAGGGCAGCAUGCUUUCUUCUGUCACUCGGUGGUAGAGCUAUGCAGACGCAUGCAACGAAGUUUUCCAGCUGUGAAAAGAAGUGACACUGCAAGAUGUGUUUUCGUUAACCCCUGCAAGUUAAUGCGGCCAAUGAGUUCUCACGGCAUCGUUGGUGGCACCUGUGUGCAAUAAAUGCCAGUAAAA